This is a messenger RNA of Procambarus clarkii (red swamp crayfish), 1449 nucleotides long. The record is from RefSeq and is a predicted model, not a curated record. Lineage: Eukaryota; Metazoa; Arthropoda; Malacostraca; Decapoda; Cambaridae.
AUGAGGGCUCUAUCAUGGAUACAUGUCCCACUGUCGUGUCAUAUUGACCAGCCUAUCACUGUGGGGGGCAAUAUUAUUGACCCGCAUUCCACUGUGUGGUCAGUAUUGUUGAUCCACGUCCAUGGAACCCGGGUGUUUGGAACUCGAGUGUUUGGAACCCGAGUGUUUGGAACCCGAGUGUUUGGAACCCAAGUGUUUGGAACCCAAGUGUUUGGAACCCAAGUGUUUGGAACCCAAGUGUUUGGAACCCGAGUGUUGGAACCCAAGCGUUUGGAACCCGAGUGUUUGGAACCCGAGUGUUUGGAACCCGAGUGUUUGGAACCCAAGUGUUUGGAACCCAAGUGUUUGGAACCCAAGUGUUUGGAACCCGAGUGUUUGGAACCCGAGUGUUUGGAACCCGAGUGUUUGGAACCCGAGUGUUUGGAACCCGAGUGUUUGGAACCCAAGUGUUUGGAACCCAAGUGUUUGGAACCCGAGUGUUUGGAACCCAAGUGCUUGGAACCCAAGUGUUUGGAACCCGAGUGUUUGGAACCCGAGUGUUUGGAACCCGAGUGUUUGGAACCCGAGUGUUUGGAACCCGAGUGUUUGGAACCCGAGUGUUUGGAACCCAAGUGUUUGGAACCCAAGUGUUUGGAACCCAAGUGUUUGGAACCCGAGUGUUUGGAACCCGAGUGUUUGGAACCCGAGUGUUUGGAACCCGAGUGUUGGAACCCGAGUGUUUGGAACCCGAGUGUUGGAACCCGAGUGUUUGGAACCCGAGUGUUUGGAACCCGAGUGUUUGGAACCCAAGUGUUUGGAACCCGAGUGUUUGGAACCCGAGUGUUGGAACCCGAGUGUUUGGAACCCAAGUGUUUGGAACCCGAGUGUUUGGAAACCGAGUGUUUGGAAACCGAGUGUUUGGAAACCGAGUGUUUGGAACCCGAGUGUUGGAACCCGAGUGUUUGGAACCCGAGUGUUGGAACCCAAGUGUUUGGAACCCGAGUGUUUGGAACCCGAGUGUUUGGAACCCGAGUGUUGGAACCCGAGUGUUUGGAACCCGAGUGUUUGGAACCCAAGUGUUUGGAACCCGAGUGUUGGAACCCGAGUGUUGGAACCCAAGUGUUUGGAACCCGAGUGUUUGGAACCCGAGUGUUUGGAACCCGAGUGUUGGAACCCGAGUGUUUGGAACCCGAGUGUUUGGAACCCGAGUGUUUGGAACCCGAGUGUUGGAACCCGAGUGUUGGAACCCGGGUGUUUGGAACCCGAGUGUUGGAACCCGAGUGUUGGAACCCAAGUGUUUGGAACCCGAGUGUUGGAACCCGAAUGUUUGGAACCCGAGUGUUUGGAACCCGAGUGUUUGGAACCCGAGUGUUUGGAACCCGAGUGUUGGAACCCGAGUGUUUGGAACCCGAGUGUUGGAACCCGAGUGUUGGAACCCGAGUGUUUGGAACCCGAGUGCUGGAACGCUAG